Molecule: messenger RNA, 1122 nt
Organism: Effrenium voratum
Lineage: Eukaryota; Dinophyceae; Suessiales; Symbiodiniaceae
Source: the annotation of a GenBank genome assembly
AUGGCGCUGGGAGGUCUCGCCGGAAGCAACUGCCAUUGCCAGUGGGGUCUGACGGGCCUCCUGGGUGGCAUUGUCAUCAUGCUGGCGGCAGGCGUCUUUACGGCGCUGCCCGUCUUCUUCGGCUGGUUCCAGUACCAGUUCUACUACGCCCUGUGCUGGUUUUGGUUUAUCCUGGGCGUGGCCAUGACGGUCUUCGGAGUGAUCUACGAACUUUUCUGCUACAAGCCAGCCAAGGCCCGAGAACUCCUGGCGGAGGAGGACGGCAGCGGCCCGGUGAACGCCCCCACGCCUUACAUCAUGAUCCAGCACUUUCACAACAAGCACCCGCUGCAUUUGCUCUACAAGGAUGUGCUGGACGAAGUGGCCGAGACGCGGGCUCACUUCGACCUGGGCAACGUUUGGUCACAUCUGGCGCCCGGCGGCAACGUGUAUCGCCUCAUCAGCUUGCAACAGAUGAGAUUGGCGCACUGCGCGGACCUGCAAGCGCAACUGGAGGACUUGGCCGAGGAGUAUGCGCAGCUACUGGGCAAAGACCAGCCGCCACUGGAGCGGAGGAAUGCUUUGCUGUUGGCCCUGCAGCAGACCCAGGUGGUCCUCACCAAGAAGGGGAAGGACGAGGAAGCCUCCUGGGACGAUGAGGUGCUUCAGACCAAAGGCUUUCCGCCGCUCGAGGAGUUCCUGGUGGGGGAUGUGAGCAGCAUCUGGCCCUACGCGCCCCGAGACCCCCGGGCCCGACAAUCCUGGUUCACCGCGCACGUGGUCGCUAUCAUGGUGGCGGUGGUCCAGACUCUGGGCCCCAUGAUGGUGGUGCUCAGCCUUUGGGAGGAUCCCAGCAACUACCUCAGGACUCCUUUGGCCACUUUGGAGCGCCUGAGUGUCGCCAACGUUUUCUGCGAGACGCGCCCGGUGUCGGAUUGGUGCACCAUCGUCAUGGGCGUGAUCUUCUCUUUCUUCGUGGUGGUGCAGCUGCUGAACUACGCCCUCCAGGAGCUCGAGGACGUGGGUAAAGAUGGUCGCCUGGCUGGGUGCACAUCGAUCUGGCAGUUUGCAGGCGAGAUUUCCCGGGCUUGCGCCACAGCCGAGGGGCAGCCAACCAACGCUCUGGCCGACUUCAAAACCUAA